AAACUAUUUCAAGGGUCAGGUCUGUACCUGAACUCAUGGUCACAGGACUUGGUGGAGGAGUGCUGGUGAGCUCAUAGGUUUGGUGCCUGAAGGUUGCUUUGCUCAGACGUGGAAGGCCUUGCGAGUCAUGGACCGCUACAUGAUCCAGACAAACAAUGACAGCCUGCCUUCAGUUCUGGAUGUGCAUGUCAAUAUUGGUGGGAGAAGCUCGGUGCAGGGAAAAAUGAAAGGCAGGAAGGCCAGAUGGAAUGUAAGGCCCUCUGACAUGUCCAAUAACACCUUUAAUCCCAUCCGGGCCAUCGUGGACAACAUGAAGGUGAAGCCCAAUCCAAACAAAACUGUGAUCUCGCUGUCAAUUGGUGACCCUACUGUCUUUGGAAACCUGCCUACAGACCCUGAAGUUACGCAAGCCAUGAAAGAUGCCCUGGACUCAGGGAAAUACAAUGGCUAUGCCCCAUCCAUUGGCUACCUGUCCAGUCGGGAGGAGGUCGCUUCCUAUUAUCACUGUGCUGAGGCUCCCCUGGAAGCUAAGGAUGUCAUUCUGACAAGUGGCUGCAGUCAGGCUAUUGAGCUCUGCUUAGCUGUGUUGGCCAAUCCAGGACAAAACAUCCUUAUUCCGAGACCCGGGUUCUCCCUCUAUAGGACUUUGGCUGAAUCUAUGGGAAUUGAGGUCAAGCUCUACAAUCUAUUGCCUGAGAAGUCUUGGGAAAUUGACCUAAAACAACUGGAAUCUCUGAUUGAUGACAAGACGGCUUGUCUUGUUGUCAACAACCCCUCAAAUCCCUGUGGUUCUGUGUUCAGUAAGAGGCACCUUCAGAAGAUUCUGGCAGUGGCUGAAAGGCAAUGUGUCCCCAUCUUAGCUGAUGAGAUCUAUGGUGACAUGGUGUUUUCCGAUAGCAAAUAUGAACCCCUGGCCACCCUCAGCACCAAUGUCCCCAUCCUGUCCUGCGGUGGGCUGGCCAAGCGCUGGCUGGUUCCUGGCUGGAGGUUGGGCUGGAUCCUCAUCCAUGAUCGAAGAGACAUUUUUGGCAACGAGAUUCGAGAUGGGCUGGUGAAGCUGAGCCAGAGGAUCCUGGGGCCGUGCACCAUUGUCCAGGGAGCCCUGAAGAGUAUCCUUCAGCGGACCCCUCAAGAGUUUUACCACGACACUUUAAGCUUCCUUAAGUCCAAUGCAGACCUCUGCUAUGGGGCAUUGGCUGCCAUUCCUGGACUCCAGCCAGUUCGCCCUUCUGGAGCCAUGUACCUUAUGGUUGGAAUUGAGAUAGAACAUUUCCCAGAGUUUGAGAAUGAUGUGGAGUUCACAGAGCGGUUAUUUGCGGAGCAGUCUGUUCACUGCCUCCCGGCGACGUGCUUCGAGUACCCCAAUUUCUUCCGAGUUGUCAUCACGGUUCCCGAGGUGAUGAUGCUGGAGGCUUGUAGCCGGAUCCAGGAGUUCUGUGAACGGCAUUACCACUGUGCUGAGGGCAGCCAGGAGGAGUGUGACAAAUGACGUGUGCCCACACGCAUCCUCCUGAAGACGCGCACCCUCACGCAUCCUCCUGAAGAUGUGCAUCCUCACGCAUCCUCCUGAAGAUGUGCGCCCUCAUGCAUCCUCCUGAAGAUGUGCGCCCUCACGCAUCCUCUGAAGACGUGCGCCCUCAUGCAUCCUCCUAAAGAUGAGUCUCAUCCAAAGAGGGCUGCACUGGGCUGUUCCCCCUCAGGGAGUCAGGUGUCCACCCAGUCACAUCCAACACACACCCAGAACCCCAAAUUUUUCCCUCACUCGACUCUGCUGGAGGGACCCAGGAGUUCAUUUCACGCCUCCCUCCCCCCACAGUUUAUAGCUUCCUUAUCCUGAGAGCACCAGGCAAGCAGGUUUACCAGAAAGAAGGUAGGACAAGAAAAGUGACAGGUCAGGAUGGGAGAACCGGCAUGAUUCCCACGCUGUCAGGAGCAUCCUCUCCACCUGGGUCCCAGGUCACCUCUGGGGCUGCCUCACUUAAGACUGGCCUCACACUUUUUACUGUAGAGCUACACCGGAAGGAAUGUGAAUUCGGUUAACUGUCUUCUCAGUACAUUAGCAAACUAUUUAAAGGGUCCUUGGCAGAAUUUUUUUUUUUUUUGGUAAAGAAUUAUUUUGCGGCGCCAAUAAAUGCCAGCUUCCUAACUGAUCGGCUUCCUAAGUUUAGAUUCACUUGCAUCA
Molecule: messenger RNA, 2182 nt
Organism: Myodes glareolus (Bank vole)
Lineage: Eukaryota; Metazoa; Chordata; Mammalia; Rodentia; Cricetidae
Gene: Tat
Product: tyrosine aminotransferase
Biological process (GO): biosynthetic process; L-phenylalanine catabolic process; L-tyrosine catabolic process
Molecular function (GO): pyridoxal phosphate binding; L-tyrosine:2-oxoglutarate transaminase activity
Source: RefSeq, a predicted model, not a curated record